Alternaria arborescens is the source of this 1140-nucleotide messenger RNA. RefSeq names its product Sterol 24-C-methyltransferase. Gene Ontology annotation, molecular function: sterol 24-C-methyltransferase activity. NCBI's taxonomy places the organism in Eukaryota, Fungi, Ascomycota, Dothideomycetes, Pleosporales, Pleosporaceae. Gene Ontology annotation, cellular component: endoplasmic reticulum. Bases 1 to 1140 code for a protein of 379 amino acids. Gene Ontology annotation, biological process: ergosterol biosynthetic process. The transcript has 3 exons. The record is from RefSeq and is a predicted model, not a curated record.
AUGUCUCCCGUUGCGCUCGAAAAGGAAGACCAUACUCGCGAUGCCGAGUUCAACAAGGCCAUGCACGGCAAGUCUGCAAAGGCUCGCGGUGGUAUGACUGCCAUGUUGCAAAAGGACAAGGCUGCCCAACAAGCUGCUGUAGACGAGUACUUCAAGCACUGGGACAACAAAGCCGCUGGCGACGAGACCGAGGAGACACGUAAGGAACGACGAGAUGAAUACGCCACCCUCACAAGGCACUACUACAACCUCGCAACCGACCUGUACGAGUACGGCUGGGGACAGUCUUUCCACUUCGCCCGCUACGCCUAUGGCGAGUCUUUCUACAAGGCCAUUGCUCGCCACGAGCACUACCUUGCCCACAAGAUGAACCUCCAGGACAACAUGCGCGUAUUGGAUGUUGGCUGCGGUGUUGGUGGCCCUGCCCGUGAGAUUGUCAAGUUCGCCGGUGUCAACGUCGUGGGAUUGAACAACAACGACUACCAGAUCGAGCGUGCCACUGCCUACGCCGAGAAGGAGGGUCUUUCAGACAAGCUCAAGUUCACCAAGGGUGACUUUAUGCAAAUGUCUUUCCCUGACAACUCUUUCGAUGCCGUCUACGCCAUCGAGGCGACUGUCCACGCGCCAUCGCUCGAGGGCAUCUACAGCGAGAUCUUCCGUGUUCUCAAGCCUGGCGGUGUCUUUGGUGUCUACGAGUGGCUCAUGACUGACAAGUACGACAACGACAACCCCCACCACCGCGAGAUCCGUCUUGGUAUCGAGAUUGGUGACGGUAUCUCAAACAUGGAGAAGAUCGAGGUUGCGCUUGAUGCCAUGAAGGCUGCCGGCUUUGUAAUGGAGCACAACGAGGAUUUGGCGGACAGGGACGACCCCUACCCCUGGUACUGGCCUCUUUCUGGCCAGCUGAAGUACAUCAGCACCCUUGGCGACAUUCCCACCAUUCUCCGUAUGACCAAGGUCGGACGUGGAAUCAUUCACAAGUUCGUUGGUGGUCUGGAGAUGAUCGGACUCGCUCCCAGGGGCACCCAAAAGACUGCCGACAGUCUUGCUCUUGCAGCUGACUGCCUCGUCGCUGGUGGACGGGAGAAGCUUUUCACACCCAUGUACCUCAUGGUUGGAAGGAAACCCGCCGACGCAUAA